Stylonychia lemnae is the source of this 177-nucleotide messenger RNA. The record is from the annotation of a GenBank genome assembly. NCBI's taxonomy places the organism in Eukaryota, Ciliophora, Spirotrichea, Sporadotrichida, Oxytrichidae.
AUGGUAGAACAAGGCUUUAAUUUCUUUGACAAAUUGUUUCGAUCUGGUUAAAAUAACAAGAUCUAUUGUCCUCAUAUUAUGGACCUAGAUACCCUGAACAAAAUGCUCCGACUUUCAUACCCUGACCUCUCAGCAAGAAAGAUUAAAUCUGAACAAUACUCACUUAUUAGAGAAUGA